Messenger RNA from Grus americana (Whooping crane), 1915 nucleotides. It is a transcript of the gene PALS2, whose product is annotated as protein associated with LIN7 2, MAGUK p55 family member. Gene Ontology annotation, molecular function: protein binding. Lineage: Eukaryota; Metazoa; Chordata; Aves; Gruiformes; Gruidae. The transcript is spliced from 12 exons. Gene Ontology annotation, cellular component: plasma membrane; cell-cell junction. The coding region runs from base 242 to 1864 and encodes 540 amino acids. The record is from RefSeq and is a predicted model, not a curated record.
CGUGUUACAGCCACGCCGGCGGCGCGCGCCGAGGCGGGCUCAGAGCGGCAGGAACGGCGGCGGCUGCGGAGCCGGCAGGGGAAGCGGCGGCGGCAGCAGCAGCAGCAGCAGCAGCAGCAGCACCUCUGGCUCGCGCCCUCCCUCCGCCAACCGUCAGCUCGCGCGCCCGAGUUCGUAGAUGGGGCUGAGCGGCACCCGCUGAGGAGGGGACGGGGAGCGGGAGCCUGUGCCAGCCGCAGCCAUGCAGCAGGUCCUGGAUAACCUUACUGAUCUGCCGACAUCAACAGGCGCUGAAGAAAUAGACCUGAUUUUUCUUAAAGGAAUUAUGGAAAACCCUAUUGUAAGAUCACUUGCUAAGGCUCACGAGCGACUGGAAGAUUCUAAACUAGAGGCUGUCAGUGACAACAACCUGGAGCUGGUGAAUGAAAUUCUUGAAGACAUCAGUCCCUUAAUAAAUAAAGAUGAAAAUAUUGCAGAACUGGUUGGAAUACUCAAGGAACCUCAUUUUCAGUCACUCUUGGAAGCACAUGAUAUUGUGGCUUCAAAAUGUUACGAUUCCCCUCCUUCUAGCCCAGAAGUCAAUAAUUCUUCAGUGAACAACCAGAUUGUUCCAGUAGAUGCCAUUCGUAUCCUUGGAAUUCACAAAAGAGCUGGAGAACCACUGGGUGUUACGUUUAGAGUUGAAAACAAUGAUCUGGUAAUAGCACGAAUUCUUCAUGGUGGAAUGAUAGAUCGACAAGGUCUUCUGCAUGUAGGUGACAUUAUUAAAGAGGUGAAUGGCCAUGAGGUUGGAAACAAUCCCAAAGAAUUGCAGGAACUGCUGAAAAAUAUUAGUGGCAGUGUCACUCUGAAGAUUCUCCCUAGCUACAGAGACACUGUUAUUCCUCAACAGGUUUUUGUGAAGUGUCAUUUUGAUUAUAAUCCAUAUAACGACAACCUCAUCCCAUGCAAAGAAGCAGGUUUGAAAUUUUCUAAAGGAGAAAUUCUUCAGAUUGUAAACCGGGAAGAUCCAAAUUGGUGGCAGGCUAGUCAUGUCAAAGAAGGCGGAAGUGCGGGGCUAAUUCCUAGCCAGUUCCUGGAAGAGAAGAGAAAGGCCUUCGUUAGGAGGGAUUGGGACAACUCAGGGCCUUUCUGCGGAACAAUAAGCAGCAAAAAAAAGAAAAAGAUGAUGUAUCUCACUACAAGAAAUGCAGAAUUUGAUCGUCAUGAAAUCCAGAUCUAUGAGGAAGUAGCCAAAAUGCCUCCUUUUCAGAGGAAAACGCUUGUCUUAAUUGGAGCCCAAGGAGUGGGGCGAAGAAGUUUGAAGAACAGGUUUAUAGUACUGAAUCCUACUAGGUUUGGAACUACAGUGCCAUUUACUUCACGAAAGCCAAGGGAUGAUGAAAAGGAUGGGCAAGCCUACAGAUUUGUGUCACGAGCUGAAAUGGAGAUGGAUAUUAAAGCUGGCAGAUAUUUAGAGCAUGGAGAAUAUGAAGGAAAUCUUUAUGGCACCAAAAUUGAUUCCAUCCUUGAAGUUGUUCAGACAGGAAGGACCUGCAUUUUGGACGUGAAUCCACAGGCCCUGAAAAUAUUGAGAACUUCAGAAUUCAUGCCCUAUGUGGUGUUUAUUGCUGCUCCAGAAUUGGAGACUUUGCGCGCUAUGCACAAGGCUGUGGUAGAUGCUGGAAUUACAACCAAACUUCUCACUGACACCGAUUUGAAAAAAACAGUGGAUGAGAGUGCACGGAUCCAGAGAGCAUACAACCACUAUUUUGAUCUGACCAUUGUAAAUGACAACCUAGACAAAGCCUUCGAGAAGCUACAGACUGCUAUCGAGAGACUGAGGCUGGAACCACAGUGGGUCCCAAUUAGCUGGGUAUAUUGAGGUUUCUGAAGAGGGGCUUAAGUAACAAAUAAAAUCAACUGCAGCAACUAC